This is a messenger RNA of Linum trigynum, 771 nucleotides long. Lineage: Eukaryota; Viridiplantae; Streptophyta; Magnoliopsida; Malpighiales; Linaceae. The record is from the annotation of a GenBank genome assembly.
AUGCAUUAUGAUGGAGAAAAUCUCUUGUAUAGAUCUGGAGGGACAAAGUAUUGGGAUUGGGUAGAUACAGAUAAGAUGUCGAUGCUUGAUUUGGAUGAUAUGUUGGCUGAGAUGGGGCACCCUCUUCAUGGUUUGGGUUGGUAUUGGAGGGUUACAAGGGAUCCCUUACGGUUACCCAACUUGAAGGUUUUAAAACAUGACAAUCAUUUAUUGGAGAUGGGACAGCUAAUCAACAAGAAGAGUAGGGUGGUGGAUGCUUACUUGUUAGACCACAAUUAUGUGGAGCAGUUAAGUGAAAGAGUUGGAGGAGGACAACCAGAAUAUGAAACAAGUCAAAUGGCUAAAAGUGUACAAAGUGAAGGUCAAAGAAGCCGAGUUAGAAGAGACAGAGUUAAAGAUUUUGAGGAAGAAGGUGGUGACUCCUUAGAAGAUACAGAUUCUGAUGAUGCAUCAUUUAUAGACAGUGAGAAUGAUUUAGAUGAUAAGGAAGAUGACUUGGUCUUUGAUCAAUAUAUAGAGGAUGAAUUUAGGGCAGGUCGUCUAGGGGGACAUUCAGAAAUUAAUGAUGAGGAUUCGGACAGCGAGUAUAUGGAUCCAGAUAAUUUACAUCAUUUGGUAGAAGAGGGGGAAGAAGAUGAAGUUCAAUACCCUCAGUUCAAUGUAGAAGCAAAUAUGAAGACCCUAUAUUCUUCAUAUCACAGACAUUCGAGUCAUUUUUGGAGUUUAAGGAGGCUGUUCGACAUUAUGCUAUCAAGAAUAAAAGGGAUAUAA